Molecule: messenger RNA, 1075 nt
Organism: Magnolia sinica
Lineage: Eukaryota; Viridiplantae; Streptophyta; Magnoliopsida; Magnoliales; Magnoliaceae
Product: ABC transporter C family member 7-like
Exons: 6
Coding region: 258-911 (217 amino acids)
Biological process (GO): transmembrane transport
Cellular component (GO): vacuolar membrane; plant-type vacuole
Molecular function (GO): ATPase-coupled transmembrane transporter activity; ATP hydrolysis activity; ATP binding
Source: RefSeq, a predicted model, not a curated record
UAUUCAGUGUGCAUGAUGGUUUGCUGUGCACAUACUGGACACAAAUGAACACCAACAGACCAAAGGAAAAAAAAAAUGUAGCUCCCAUUCAGUGAGGAAAUGGUCCAUUUUUCAGAUGGUUAGGAUAGUCCAAUCAAGGCAAUUUUUGGUUGGCGAAGUUUGCAGAGUGCCUGGUUUGGAGAAUGAUGGGCUUGCUUCAUAGAGUUCCAUGAGUGCCAAUCAAAAUAAUGCAGGACAAUUAACCACAAGACCCAACUAUGUUUGAAGGGACUGUGCGAAGCAACCUUGACCUUCUUGAAGAGUAUACAGAUGAACAGAUUUGGGAGGCUCUAGAUCGGUGCCAACUAGGGGAUACAGUUAGGAGAAGGGAAGGAAAGCUUGACUCAGCAGUGACUGAAAAUGGAGAGAACUGGAACAUGGGUCAGAGGGAGCUGGUAUGUCUGGGACGAGUGAUAUUGAAGAGAAGCAAGGUCUUAGUACUCGAUGAAGCAACCGCUUCAGUCGAUACUGCAACUAACAGCCUAAUUCAGCAAACAUUAAGGCAACAGUUUUCGGGCUGUACAGUCAUCACAAUAGCACAUAGGAUAACAUCUGUUCUCAAUAGCGACAUGGUCUUGCUUCUUGAUAAUGACCUUAUUGCAGAAUAUGACUCUCCAACGAAACUGUUGGAAAACAAAUCAUCUUCAUUCGCCAGACUUGUUGCGGAGUAUACUGUAUAUCGACAUGAUGAUAAUAACAUGGAAAACAUGGGAAUUCAUGGAUUGUUGGCUCCAUUGAAGGCUUUUGGAUACACCGUAGAAGCCCUGGAGAUGAUGUUGUUGCCCAUGGCAAAAGAUGGUACUGAGGCUCUCGGCUUAAUGGGAAUUGAUGCUCCUUUGGCUGUGAUGUCCAAUAGAGAGACUUACAUUUGAGUAUUUCAAGCAGAUGUUUGCUCAGGUUACAAACCCACCGAUUGAUCUGAUCCAAGAGAAAAUAGUCAUGUGGAAGGGGACCUUACUGAAACAGUUCAUGUGGAAGGCUAUGUGGCAGUUUGAUUGUUUUGAAAACUUUAAAUAGACCAUUAAUUUUUUUGUUG